Plasmodium berghei ANKA is the source of this 2031-nucleotide messenger RNA. RefSeq names its product nucleotidyltransferase, putative. Gene Ontology annotation, cellular component: nucleolus; TRAMP complex. Gene Ontology annotation, biological process: RNA 3'-end processing. Gene Ontology annotation, molecular function: poly(A) RNA polymerase activity; mRNA binding. The record is from RefSeq and is a predicted model, not a curated record. The coding region runs from base 1 to 2031 and encodes 676 amino acids. Lineage: Eukaryota; Apicomplexa; Aconoidasida; Haemosporida; Plasmodiidae. The transcript has a single exon.
AUGGAUGAUUUGUAUUAUUUUAUUUACAAUGAAGAAGAGCCAGAAAGUGUGAAGGAAGCCAAAUUGGAGCUUCAUAAAGUUUUGAAGAAAAAUAGAGAAAGGCCAAAUCGAGUGAAUAAGCCAAUGAAAGAAGCUGACACAGUAAUUUCGCUAGUUGAUAAUCCAGAAGAUAUUGAUAAAAAUAAAAAAGAAAAAAAAAUAAUAAAUGAUGUAUCAAAUACUGAACAAAAUGAUCAUAUUAAGAAAAAACAAAAAACUUUGUUAAGAAUUAAAAAUACAGAUCGACUAAUAAAUGCACAAGAUAAUGUAUCAGAUAUUAGUAUAUAUUCAUGUUCGUCUGUAUCUUCAGGGUCUGAUGGUUCGUCGUCUAUUAAUUAUUUAUCCAACUUGGAUAAAGAAAAAUCUCCAUCCUUUGGUAAAAACAAAAGUAAAAUAAUGUUUUAUAGAAAUAGUAUAAACAAUGAUGAUACAUUUGAUAAUAAUGGAUUUAAUGGAAAUAAUAACAAACGUAAACGCGAUGGAGAACAAAAUAAUUUUAAUGAACCAUGGAAAGAAAAAAACUCAAAAUGGAGAAAAAUAAAUAAUGAAGGGAAUGGUAAUGAAAAUGAGAAAGAUAUAUUACAACAGUUUAAAAUAAAUUACCAAAAGCUUACUUUGUUAGAACAAAAGUAUUAUAAACAUAUGAUGAAGAAAUUAAAAAUAAGAUAUGAUAAUAAAAAGAAAAUAUUCUUUACAAAUGAUAAUUUUACAAAAACAUUUUCAGAUGUAAUAACAAAAAAUGGAAGUGAUAAUUUUAAUUUCAUAGGAUACUUAGAAUAUUCAUUUCAUUAUUUAUUAGAAUGGUUAACAUCAACAAAGGAAGAAAAGUUAUUAAAACUUAAAUCACUAAUAAAAUUAGAAAUAAUUGUUAAAUCGAUUUAUCCAGAUUGUAAAAUGGAAGUAUUUGGAUCCUUUGUCACAGGUUUAUCUAUACCAAGUAGUGAUAUAGAUGUAUGUUUUAUGGAUAUACAACAAAAUGAGAUUGAGACGUUAACUAUUAUUGGAUAUGUAUUAAUAAAAUUGAAUAUUUGUAGAAAUAUGAGAAUAAUAAAAGAUGCAAAAGUCAAAAUAUUAAAAUAUACUGAUAAUGAAUCAGGUGCCAAUGUUGACAUAUGCAUAAAUCAGAAAUCAUCAAAAGAAAGUACCGAUUUUAUAAAAAAAAAAAUAAAAGAAUAUAUAUAUUUAAGACCAUUAGUUAUAUUGAUUAAAUUUUUUUUAAAUUCAAGAAAUUUAAAUGAAACAUAUACUGGGGGUAUUGGCUCAUUUAUGCUAUGUUGUAUGGUUUUGCAUUUUUUACAAAUUCAUCCAUUAACUUUUGAUACAAAGAUAUAUAAUAAUACAAAUUUAGUAAGUUUAAUUAUAGAAUUUUUUUAUUUUUAUAACUUAGAAUAUCCACUAAAUGAUAAAUGUUCGGUUUUAAGAGGUUUAGGACACGUUAUGCCUAGAUAUAUGCGAACUGAAUACGAACGAAAUAACAACAGACUAUGUAUUGAAAACCCAAUAGAUAUAUCAAUAGAUGUUGGAGCCAAUUCUUACAAAAUUAGAUAUAUAUUACAUAUUUUUAGUCAUAACUUUUGUAAUUUAGUUACUUUAAUAAAAAAAUUAAAAAAACAAGGGGUUCCUCUUUUUAGGAAUAAAUAUAACACAAUUCGUAAGGGGCAAAAUGAUAAUAAUUUUAUUCAAGGAAAUAAAUUAAAUCCCAAUUCUAUAUUUCCAUUAUUUUAUGGCAAUUUUCUUAAUCCGAAUAAUAUUGCUUUUACUAAAAGAUUUAAAAAUAAUUUCCCAAACCCUUUAUGGAACAUUGAUCAGUUUGAUUUUGCAUAUACACAAGAAGAAAAAAAUAAAUUAUUUGAAAUGAUAUGUAAUGAUAUGUCAUCUUAUUUUUUAAAUAAUUCUGGAGAAAGUAUAGAUACAGUAAAUAUAUUUUCAACUAUUGAUCGAGCUUUCUUUUUUUCCUUAGAUAUUUUCAGCAAUAUAUUUAAAUGUAUAUAG